AUGUGGCAGGCACCAUAUCCAUAUCCUUACCCAAGCUACGCACCUAUCACUGCCAAUGGGCGAACAUACUAUCCCUCAUAUGAUGCUUACCAGGGUUUCCGAGAUGACGGUGCUGCAGAGAACAGGCAAACUCAUCAGAUUCACCUCUGGCCACGGCCUCUCGAAUCGCCUGCGCCUGAAGACAAUCCUCCAGGCAGCGAAAACCCAAAGCCUGCUGCUGCGCCAGACCCUUCAACCAUGCAUCCAACAUCACAAAGCCAGCCUCAGCCUGUAAACAUGUAUUUGAUGCCAGUCCAACAACAAGACAACGAGCAUCCGCAGCUGCAAGCUCAACAUAGCAUGGCAGCAGCUCAGCAAAAUGCACAAUUCCCUCCGCCGUUUGUUCCUCCCAUGCCGUUCUUGCCUCCGCAAAUGCCACCAACAUUUCCGCUCCCUUCCCUUCAACAGCCAGUGUUUGUUGGCAUGCCGCCAGCGACAUUUCCUCCACCCCAGGCCGGGCAUGGAAACGGAGUGCCCGGAGCCUUGAACGGUCCUGGAAUACCUCUGAUGCCCGUGCAAGGGCCAGAGUUACGUCAGUCCUACACACCAGCUGCUCCCCAAUCCAGGACAACUGAAUUGCGGUAUAAAUGUGAGGUUUGCGGAAGGUUUAGAUCUACCAGAUAUCACUACGAGAAUCCUAUUCCUCCAGGACAACUUCCGGCCAAAACUAUUUGUCGAAAGUGUCGAGAAACCGCAACUGACACGGAAGAUAGUUCCAGGUCCAGCCUAUCACCUAAUCAGCCUCCUCGGUCGCAUGGACGUCGAACACCAAGAUCAAGAUCCCGCCAAGUACCAAGACUACGACAUCAUUCACGUGGAAGGGCUCAAUCUGUGGGACGCCUUCACGCUACGGGUCAUCGGCGUGAUCAGUCUAUCAAUCCUUCUUCUGAGUCUUAUUUAUCUUCUUCCUCGGAAGAGUGCUACAGGAGUAGACGUCGUCCACGCUCGAGGUCAAGGCACGCGGAAACUUCACGACAUACCCGACGAAUGCGGCCGUCCCCAGUAGGACAGCUCAUCCUGCGUGAUCUCGACGAGGAUGAUGAUCGCCCCAGAAGGAGGCGGCAAGAAGUGGAGACGUACAGUGGUGUCGACCGCCACCGGCAGGAUACACGCACGAGAACGUCUAUUAGAGAAAGGGAUCGUCUUGAAAAUCCUUACAGAGGCGACGAUGGACGUUACAAUGACUUCUUGACCGAGGAACAUCGUCAUGUCCAUCGUUCACGAUAUCGGGACAAUGCACGGCUUUACUCUCCUCAACACGGAAGGUCUCAACCGCAAGGACCGCACCAGUCUGGCCUUGAUGGAGAGAUUGACGACCCUGAUAGAGAAUCAGAGGACAGUCUCAGGCUGGACGAGACACAUCAAUCUCAGCGUCGCCCGGAACGACGAGAUGGUGGAGGGUCGCCAACAGCUGCUUCUUCACUUAGCUCCUUAGAACUACCUGGUACAGGUGGACCCCGCCAGCGAGUUUCGUCCGUGAGAGGAGGACGCCGCAAAUUCAGGUCGAGACGUCUCGGUAACGAUGAAGGAUCGGCGAGACCAAGAGACGAGCUCACACUCAUUGAGAGACGACUUUCUCCUCACGUACGCGACGACUAUGAGUGGUAUGAUAGCGAAGGCAUGAGGGUGCGUGUACGCGAAUUCUAA
Molecule: messenger RNA, 1686 nt
Organism: Exophiala spinifera
Lineage: Eukaryota; Fungi; Ascomycota; Eurotiomycetes; Chaetothyriales; Herpotrichiellaceae
Exons: 2
Coding region: 1-1686 (561 amino acids)
Source: RefSeq, a predicted model, not a curated record